CUGUUCGAAGGACUUUUAAUGGUGUAGGAAGAGCUGUGUAUGUGUGUGUGUGUGUGUGUGUGUGUAAGAACUGUCCUCCUCCUCCUCGCUGGGCUGUUUUUAGAGGCACACAAUGUGUGUUGGGUGAGGUCCAGAGUCUCUCAGGACAAGCAUGAUUUUGCAGCAUUCAUCAUUUAUGAAUGAUGAUUACCAUCGGCUAAAUUUAGUGCUCUGUAUGUGUGUGUGUUUUCUCUCUAAUGCAUCCUAGAGCUAUUUCAGUUGGGAUGUCCCCAGAUGGAUCCAAUCCCCCGCAGCGCGGUUAAUCUCACAUGUGUAGUUGUCAAGCACUGGUCCUGUCAGCUGGUUCUGCAGGUCCAUAAUUUUUAUUUGGUUAUGGGAAAACACCAGAAGCUCCUCCCCUUAUGCCCCGCCCACACUGCUUGCUCUGUUCCUGGACAGGCAGUGACCCGUGAAAGGGGACGUUGUGGAGGUCUUACCGACGUCUUACGCAGUGCAGGGAGGAGAACUCCCUGGAAGUCCCAUGGCAUGAACAAUGGGUUCCUCACCAUCUGGGUCCCCUCCCUCACCCCCGUAGGACUGGAUCAUGUCUCCAUCCACCAGCCGACCCCUCAGCGAGCCCUCGUUCCGUAUCCCUUGCUGUGGAGAGACUAGUGGAAGAAACAUCCAAUGCUGCAAAACUGAACUACAGCUUCCUGUAACUGCAAGCCGACAUUGGAGGUGGAACAAUUAAUGCGAAAACCCCACACCCCCAUCCUCCCUGCCUCCAAGCUCCUCCUACUCCAUCGUCAUGGCGAUGAGCAGUGAUCCUGGUUGUGUGGGGGUGGACCCUGACCCAGACUCCUCCCAGGAGGCUGAGAUGACUGACAAGAUGUCUGUGGUGUCACUAAGGUCUGAUCCCUCCUCCAGUGUAGUGAAGAAUGGGACAGGUGUUAAGAAAGCUCUGCCCAUGAGGCCACACCUGUCAGGCCGGAAGAUGUCAUUGCAGGAGAGAGGAACGUACGUGUCUUCUGGGAGCGGGGCUGACCGCUAUUCCCGAAUAGCCAGACAGCCAACCAUUGAGUCCAAGCGAGUGUCCAUCUCAGACUCGCAGGAUUGCAUCCAGCUUAACCAGUACAAGUUAAAGAGUGAGAUUGGGAAGGGCUCAUAUGGUGUUGUCAAGCUGGCGUACAACGAGGAUGAUGACAAAUAUUACGCAAUGAAAGUGGUAUCUAAGAAGAAGCUGAUGAAACAGUAUGGUUUUCCCCGCCGCCCUCCUCCCCGAGGUCCUAAAGCAGCCCAGGGGGAGCAGCCCAAGGUGCUUGGUCCUCUAGAGAGAGUUUACCAGGAGAUAGCCAUCCUGAAAAAACUGGACCACCUCAACAUAGUUAAAUUGGUUGAGGUGCUGGAUGAUCCAGCAGAGGACAGCCUUCACAUGGUGUUUGAGCUGAUGCAGAAGGGCCCUGUGAUGGAGGUCCCCAGCGACAGUCCGUUCAGUGAGGACCAGGCCCGCUGCUACUUCAGAGACAUUGUUCUUGGCAUCGAGUACUUACUUUAUCAGUUAACUUACAAUAAAGUGUCUCUAUUGGUCACCAGCCCUGUGAUGGAGGUCCCCAGCGACAGUCCGUUCAGUGAGGACCAGGCUCUGGAUGUGUGGGCUAUGGGAGUGACCCUCUACUGUUUUGUGUAUGGGAAGUGCCCAUUUAUUGAUGAGUACAUACUGGCACUUCACAAUAAGAUCAAGAGUAAGCCGGUGGAGUUCUCCGAGACGCCAGCUAUCAGUGAGGGGCUGAAGAACCUGGUCUCACGAAUGCUGGACAAAAACCCAGACACCAGGAUCACCAUUCCUGAGAUCAAAGUGGACCCCUGGGUGACUAAGGAUGGCACUGACCAUUUGCCUUUAGAAGAGGAGCACUGUACUAUAGUAGAAGUCACUGAAGAAGAGGUGCAGAACUCAGUGAAGUUCGUCCCCAGUCUGUCUGCUGUGAUUUUGGUCAAAGCCAUGUUAAGGAAGCGUUCCUUUGGGAAUCCAUUUGAGUGUCCCAGCAGGAGAGAAGAGAGAUCCAUGUCUGCACCUGGCAGUCUGCUCAUGGACUCUUGGCCGUUCCGGCCCUCUUUUAAACUCCAGCCCUCAUUAAGAAAAGGGAGCAGUGGAGAGGCUGGUAGAGAAGUUGAGCUCGAGGAUUUACAUGAGGACGAACCACCCACCUCUUGAGUGUCUUCAUAGAUCCUGAAGAGUUCCUCAUUGUCCUUCCAUUCCUUCGAGCAGAAGAUGAUCAUGACCCAAACUGCUCCACUACACUCUGUUUCCACCGACUUGAGGCUUACCUUGACAUUGAACUGGAUUCUGCUAUUGCUAGUCAUCCUUCAGGCUUUUCAUCUUUGUCAGUCUUGCACAAGAAUCACUUUUCCUGCCUAUGGUUCUCAUGAAACCUGGCCUUGAUAAUUUGGCGGAAAACUAUUCUUUCUCCUUCAUACCAUUUGGAUCUUUCCAUCCUGGUCCUCACAUCCUGGCUAAACUAGUAGAUUUGGUGUGGAAUCUAUAUUAGGCCAGGUUUGUGUGAAAGACUAUGCCACAAGUGUUCUAGUGCAUAAGACUAAAGCAUGGACAAAAGAUGCUAUUAACUUGGUAAGCUGUUGAUGCAGUGUGCUGCCAUCAUAACCUCUGUACAUGUGUAGAAAAUAAUAGCAAUGGCGUCUUGCCUUUUUUGUAUAUGUUAAUGUGCAAUUCUUAACCUUAUCCAUCAUAGCAUGCCUGAAAUAUGGCCUUCUCCAUAUAAUGGUGGUUCCAUAUCUCUGUUGCUUUCCAUUUUUUCAUACCAUAAAAUUGUCUAAUUUCAUUCUGAUACGAUAUAUAAACACACACAGUGUCGUACUGUGAAACAAAGGGGCUUAUGUAACUACUAGACACUAAAAGAGGCUCUUGUCUUCACAUUCAAUCAAUUCUAGAAAACAGGGCUUUCUCAUACAGCGUGUUUGAGCACUCGGUAUAACCAUUAUCUAGAACAUGGCUUAUUUUCCAUGUUUGUGAAUGUCGCAAAUGCAGCAUACGGAUCACACCGGAUGCAGGGCUCUCGUGUUGCAGCACUUUGUCUCUCUGCAGGAACAGAAUGUGUCAUUGUUUACCGAGUCUUCACAUUCCAAAAGGCUUAUUUGUCAGUCAGCAGUGCUAACGGGCCCUCGAACACACACGCAAACAUGCCACCGAGGCGAGCGGGUGUGCACUGAUGUGGAAAGAGAGGGAGUCACUUUCACUCAAAACAGACAAGCCAAUUGAAGGAAGGAUCUGAAUAUGGUGUUUAGCUGUGUAACGAAAGUGAACUGCCAUUCAAUGUCAUCACUGUCCCUCUCGGCCUGUAUUAACUCCGUCCAAAACAAUACGCCCUUGUUUACAUCGGAUCAUCUGCCAGUCGAACCCAUCAUCCCCUGUGUUCGAAUCACGUAUUGAAAGUACAAAGAGAGUCUGAGUGGACAAUCAUUGUAAAGGGACAUUGACGAUCGAGAUGUUUAAUUACCAGAGCAGAGCACUCAUAUUAAUUAGAUUUUUACUAUGCGUGUUUCAAUUUUAAAAGGACAGUUCACCCAGGAAUUAAAUAGCAUUAAUAGCAAAUACUUGCCUAUUCAGACCAAUGCUUAAAAAAAUGUCAGACAGGCUGAAUUAAAAGGACAAAAUUCACUCUAUUAAGUCGGUGGCUCUGUUCAAAAGCAGAAAUACCCCAUUUACCCUGGUAUUCUAAGUGCUGUGCAGUGUUCUAUUUCUGAUGCCCAGUUGUCAUGGAGAAAAAGGAAGUCAAACCAUAUUUACGUUUUCGAACAGCCAUUCCGAUUUUUGUGUUUAUUAUUGUGAUUAUCAAACAACACUGGAUUCUUUGUCUGUUAUUCACAUUUGCUUAGCAAAAUAGUCUGUUCGUGAGCACCACCAAGUCAUUGUUUUAUGUAACAGCAGUGGCUCAUGGCAUGUGAUCAAAAGCGCAAAUAUGAAUGGUUUUCCAGUUUUCUUCUCAGUGCAAUGGAAGAGAGAUUACAACACCUCUUCAUAAAUAAAUUAAAAAAAGUUGCAUUAAUGGUAUGCAAAUGAUUGUGUCGGUCUGAACAGACGCAUUAAUUCAAAUACAUUUAAAUGAAUGUUUAUCAAAGCAAAUAUUUGUCUUUAUGUGAACAGGCCUUUACCCUCAUAUCAUUCCAAACUUUUUUUGCGUGAAACACGAAAAGAGAUAUUCAGCCGAAUGUCCAAGCUGCUCAUGUAAUGCAAUUGGUUGGGUCACCAACCAUUCCCCUUUCAUUGCAUAGAAAUGAACUGCUUUGACUAUUUCAGGGUGAACUGCCCCUUUAAUUAAUUUU
This is a messenger RNA of Sinocyclocheilus grahami, 4317 nucleotides long. Its product is annotated as calcium/calmodulin-dependent protein kinase kinase 1-like. Bases 788 to 2191 code for a protein of 467 amino acids. Gene Ontology annotation, molecular function: ATP binding; protein serine/threonine kinase activity. NCBI's taxonomy places the organism in Eukaryota, Metazoa, Chordata, Actinopteri, Cypriniformes, Cyprinidae. Gene Ontology annotation, biological process: CAMKK-AMPK signaling cascade; protein phosphorylation. The transcript is spliced from 18 exons. The record is from RefSeq and is a predicted model, not a curated record.